AUGAACGGCCGGCGGCGACGACGGCGAGACGAACGGCCGGCGGCGACGACGGCGAGCGGCGUUGCAGCCCACAGCUCCAAGAAUACGCGGAGGAGGUGGCCCGGGUCGGCGUCGGCGCCAUCCAGCGCGGGCCACGGGCCCGCUUCCAAGUGCGUCAGCGCGCCGACCACCCACGCCGGGUCCUCCAAGUGCCGCUUCCACCGCACCAACUCCCAGGGCCACGGCCACGGCCAGGGCCAGGGAAGCCGCCCUUCUUCGCCCCCUUCACCAGCCGCAGCCAACGCGGUGCCGCGGCACCCGGCCUCGCUGUCCUCGUCCUCCGGCACCGUCGCGACCUAG
Molecule: messenger RNA, 339 nt
Organism: Triticum turgidum subsp. durum (durum wheat)
Lineage: Eukaryota; Viridiplantae; Streptophyta; Magnoliopsida; Poales; Poaceae
Source: the annotation of a GenBank genome assembly